This is a messenger RNA of Effrenium voratum, 619 nucleotides long. The record is from the annotation of a GenBank genome assembly. Lineage: Eukaryota; Dinophyceae; Suessiales; Symbiodiniaceae.
GAACCCUUUGCUUCCACGGACCCCUCGUGCCUUUCGCAUCUCGCCGCCAUGGCCUGGCUGCGCCGCUUCGGCGCGCAGCCCGGCAUGGCGCUGGGCGGAGAGGUGCUGUCCGCUGGUAUCGGGGCACCGUGGAUGCAGGCCUGGAGGAGCUUCGGCGUGUUCAAGCGGGGGGAAGCGCCCGUGGUGAAGAGCAGCUUUGCGCCGUAUCCCAUGGUGCCCUACGGAGUGAAGAGAAGCUCCGCGUAUCGGGAAUCCAAGAAAGCAGCGAGGAAAGCCGCCGAGCGAGCUCGACGCGCUCAAGAGGAAAAGGGCAUGAUUCUGGAUCCUAAGAAGCAGCUUCGUAUGGAGCUGAAACGAAACACCGGAAUCGGCUGGUACCGCGCGGCCCAGAUCAUCAAGCACCUGGAGAUGCACGAGCGCGGCAAGGGGCCUCCCAUCGACCAAGCGAUGCGCGAUCGCAUUACCAACAUCGCGCGGGUGGUCAGGAUGGGCAAGUGAUCGUGCAGAGGCCUUGCAAUGGAUGUGAUGUACAAAGUCCCAUGGAACACAUCCCAUGUGAUUGCACUGGCCUGGACACAGAUUGUGAGGAGGUGGAGCGGCCGCUUUCGGAAACAAAACA